UGCGACAUGGAGACAAUGGACGGAGGAUGGACGGCAAUUCAGAAACGCGUAGACGGAUCAGUGAGCUUUUACAGAACCUGGACGGAAUAUAAAAAGGGUUUUGGUUCACCGGAACAGGACUACUGGAUUGGAAAUGACGUAAUCCAUCAGUUAACAAAAGAAAGCAAGUUAUUCCUUUAUGUUUCCAUCACUCUCCCGAAUGGUACAACGCUGUAUGAAAUGUACGAUGGGUUCUCUGUCUCCAAUGAAACAGAGAAUUACAAACUCUUUCUUGCCGGACCUGCCACGGGAACCUUAGGUGACAGUAUGUUUGACACUGGUAGCCCUGUUCACCAUGAUCUGUCAGGGAUGUCAUUCAGCACCCCAGACAGAGAUAACGACCCAUGGGGAGGUAACUGUGCUGCUAGUGACGGUGGAGGUUGGUGGUAUAACAAAUGUUAUACGGCCUUCCUUAACGGUCGGUGGUACUCGGAAGACUGGAUCAAUCCUUGGUAUCCUGCAGUAAGAAGUGGGACAUCCGUUAGGGAGACACUGAUGUUGAUCAAGCGUCACUAG
Molecule: messenger RNA, 555 nt
Organism: Saccostrea echinata
Lineage: Eukaryota; Metazoa; Mollusca; Bivalvia; Ostreida; Ostreidae
Product: fibroleukin-like
Exons: 4
Coding region: 7-555 (182 amino acids)
Source: RefSeq, a predicted model, not a curated record